Messenger RNA from Cutaneotrichosporon cavernicola, 717 nucleotides. RefSeq lists its product as uncharacterized. The record is from RefSeq and is a predicted model, not a curated record. Lineage: Eukaryota; Fungi; Basidiomycota; Tremellomycetes; Trichosporonales; Trichosporonaceae. The transcript is spliced from 6 exons. Bases 1 to 717 code for a protein of 238 amino acids.
AUGAGCGAGCCGAGCCCGGCUCCGAUGGACAACGCCUCCCAUUUCGAGGAGCAGCUAUUGCGCGUCAUAGCCCGCCAGAACUUACAGGACGGCGAGCUCGAGGCCCUCAGCUCGCAAGUGACGGACCUACACGCCAAGCUGCGUGCGAUGGGCUCCAACUUGGCGACCCCACCCCUCCUGCCCAAGGCUGAGACGGAACGGAUGCCGGACCCCCUCUCCCGCCUCGAAGCCCGCAUGGACAGGCAAGACGCGCAGAUGCGCGCCCUCACCCUCUCCAUCCAGACUCUAGCGGCCAAGAUCUCGGAACAGAACUCGCAGCGUAAGUCUCCUCCAAGCGGUGCUGAAGCAGGAUUCGCAGUUAUUAUCGCGUCACGACCAGACAGCCAGAUUGCUGCUCUAAGGGCCGAGUUGGGGGAUAUGGGGCGGUGGUGUGAGCGGUUCAAUUCGGCUCACCACCGGACGCUCGCGCGGUGUGCAGAGCUUGAGGUUCGGCUGGGGGCUGCUAAUGAGGAGGUGGCGCGAUUGCGGGAUGCUGCCCGCGUAGCCCCUGCGCGGUCUGAAGAGCAAGAGCAGGAGAAGGAGAAGGAGAAGGGUCACACCCCUGUCCAUCGCCAGGUCACCGUCGUGCGCCAGGAAUGUACUGGCAGCACAAGAAGCCGGGCCAGACGCACCUCUGGCCGCAAGACAUCCUCGCUUCCAUUACCAUCGCCCAACUAA